Molecule: messenger RNA, 2310 nt
Organism: Drosophila willistoni
Lineage: Eukaryota; Metazoa; Arthropoda; Insecta; Diptera; Drosophilidae
Gene: hook
Product: protein hook
Exons: 6
Coding region: 96-2174 (692 amino acids)
Biological process (GO): cytoskeleton-dependent intracellular transport; cytoplasmic microtubule organization
Cellular component (GO): centrosome; cytoplasm
Molecular function (GO): dynein light intermediate chain binding; microtubule binding
Source: RefSeq, a predicted model, not a curated record
GUUGUUAUUUUUACGAAAACAGCUGUGAGAGUUGUGUAUCAUACUGUUAAAGUUUUUUUGUUUUGUAUUUUGCGUUUGGUUCAAUUGAAUUCGUGAUGUCAGAGGCUAAAAGCGAAAUGUAUUACAGUUUACUGGAGUGGUUCAAGACCCUAAAUCUAAGCGCAGCCCACAACAAUGCCGAAGAAUUGGCUGACGGCCUGGCCCUGGCUCAAGCCUUAAAUCAAUUUGCAGCCGAUUUCUUUACUGAUUCGUGGCUGGCCAAGAUAAAGGCCAGCGCUGUGGGCAGCAAUUGGCGCUUACGAAUGAGCAAUCUGAAAAAAGUUACCCAGUCGCUGUAUGACUAUUACAGCGAGGUUAUGAAUUACACUCUAAGUGAUUUUGUGAGGCCUGAUCUUCAGCUUAUAGCCGAAAAAUGCGAUCAGGUGGAGCUAGAACGUUUGCUACAGCUAGUGCUGGGCUGUGCUGUAAACUGUGCCAAAAAGCAGUCCUACAUUACGGAAAUCAUGGGCCUAGAGGAGGAGCUACAGGCGAAUAUAAUGCGGGCUCUUCAAGAGUUGGAGUCCACUGGACUGGUGGCCGGUGAGAGGAGCCCAAGUAGCAGCGCUAGUGGUGGUGCUGGGAGUGGGGGAGCGGUCAAUUCGUUAUCCCGUAACUCCCUUAGUGUCAAGGCUUUGCAAGAGGAACGUGAUGCAAUGGCUCAGAAAUGUUUUGAAACCGAGAAGAAAAUGCUAUUGCUUCUUGAUGAGAAAACUAAUCUGCAGCAGGAAUUGCAAAAAAUUCAGCAAGAGUUUGCUCGAUUGGAAAUUAAUACGACGGCCAUUGGAGACGAUGGCGUUAGCCUAGGACCCGUUCAGGCCGGAUCGGUUCGCUUUAACGAGAUGCGACGUCAAUUAGAUCUCUUAAAGGAGGAACUGCUGCAAUCGGAGGGAGCACGCGAAGAUCUAAAACUGAAAGCCGUGCAACAGGAAUCCGAUCUAGUGCACAUGCAGCAGCGCAUUGAUGAACUUUUAAAAAGCUCUGCUGAAGUGACCACGCUCAAGGACGAAGUGGACGUCUUGCGUGAAUCGAAUGAUAAACUGAAAAUCUGUGAAGCUCAAUUGGAUACCUAUAAAAAGAAAUUGGAGGACUACAAUGACUUAAAGAAGCAAAUAAAAAUCCUAGAAGAACGCAGCGCAGACUAUGUCCAGCAGAAUGCCCAAUUCGAGGACGAUGCCAAGCGAUAUGCCAAUACAAAGGGACAAAUUGAACUUUUUAAAAAAGAAAUCCAAGAUUUGCAUUCCAAGCUUGAUAUAGAGAGUGGUAAAAAUGUCAAAUUAGAGUUUGACAACAAGAAUCUGGAGAGCAAGAAUCUAGCACUGCAGAGGGCAAAGGAAAGUUUAGUCAAGGAACGCGAUAAUCUACGUGAAACAGUUGAUGAGCUUAAAUGUGGGCAUUUGACAAACAAUUCUGGUUUAACAGGCUGCGUCGAAGGUACAACCAUGUCAAGGGAAUUACAACCGACAGCCAUGAUGGACAAAAUUCAACGACUCGAGGCAGAAAAUAAAGCACUGCGUGAGGGUCAGGGCGGCCAGACAGCCUUAGCACAACUUUUGGAUGAUGCCAACAAACGAUGUGAACAUUUACGCGAUCAAUUGAAGUCAGCGAACGAACGUAUACUUUCCCUAUCACAUGCAUCGCAAAGUGAUGAUCCCAUUCUAAAAGAAAAUGAAUUUGCCAAACAAAUCAAACAACUAAUGGAACUGAAUGAACAAAAGACACUCCAACUAGAAGAAGCUGUUACACAAAAUGCAUCAUAUCAGAGCAAAGUCAUACAAUUGGAAACCAGUCUAUCAUCACGUGAGCAAGAAAUUCUGGCCUGCGAUGCCAAGUAUCGUAAAUGUGUGCAAAAAGCCAAGGAGAUAAUAAAAAACAUUGAUCCGCAUAUAGCAAAUGCCAUUGAUGCCAGCGCUUUGGAAAAAAAUAUGGUUGAUGUUGUCGAUGAGGAAUCCAAACCCAAAAUGAGUGUAAUGGAAGAGCAAUUGAUGACGACGGCGUUCUAUAGAUUGGGUGUUAAUGCUCAACGUGAUGCUGUUGAUUCUAAAUUGGCUAUACUGAUGGGUUCGGGACAAACAUUUCUGGCACGUCAAAGACAAUCGGCGCCGCGUAAAUCACUAAGUGCAAUGAAAUCAAAGUAAAAACCAAUUCUCACAAUCGAAAGUCGAUAAAGAAUAGAAAACAAAAUUGAUAUUUUAUCAAUUGACACAAUAAUUUAUUCGUUAUAUGCAAUUAAACAUGUAUUAUUUAUAAGACAAAUAUACAUAUAUCAUUAUA